Molecule: messenger RNA, 1106 nt
Organism: Striga hermonthica
Lineage: Eukaryota; Viridiplantae; Streptophyta; Magnoliopsida; Lamiales; Orobanchaceae
Source: the annotation of a GenBank genome assembly
GAUCGAGAGAAGGUCCUUCAAGGAGGCCCCUACUCUAUUUACGGCCGAAGACUCAUAAUUAAAGUGCUCCCCAAUUUGUUCCAAUUUGGCGAGGAUGACAUCGAAACCGUCCCCGUUUGGAUCAAUCUCCCCCUCCUAUCAUGGAAUUGUUGGAGCACCAAUGCCCUUAGCAAGAUAGCCUUUUGUGUCGGUAGUCCCAUCACAACCGACAAGCUCACGGCUACAAGGGACCGAUGCAACUAUGCUCGAAUUUUGGUGGAGCUCGACAUCUCCAAGGAAAGAGUUUAUAGCAUUCCCGUCAAAUCCAAAGGGAAAUUCAUGUUUGAGCAAAAGGUAGAAUAUGAGUACGUUCCACAAUAUUGCAACCAUUGCAAAUACAUUGGACACUCUACCUCCAAUUGUGGGAAGCAUAAAGCCCACCUUGAGAAAAUAGCCGAGGGCAAGAAACCAGUCGAAGAAACUGGUACCAUGGUGACUACCAAGGUUGCGGUGGGACCAAAAGAAAAUUUACAACAAAGUAAGAAAGGGGAAAAUACCAACAAAGAGCAUGGGGAGCGACACAAAACCAAAGAGGUGGAGGUCGUAGAAGAAAACCAAAAUAAAGGUGAUCAAGAGAAAAAGGGCAACGGGGAUUGUAAUACAAGGAAAGAAGUGGUGACCUCGAAUGCCGGUUCUUCCUCUUCUCCAACCGGGGACUUUGAGGUCCACGAGAACCCUCAUCCAGAUAAUGAAGACAACUUCUUCCAAGUGGUAGGUAAGUAUAACAAGAUUCUCACCCGUAGUGGAGCCGCGAGCAAAGUCGCCGAAACUACGGGCCAAUACUCCAAACUUAAAGACAAACCAAGCGGGAGGAGAGAUGGAGGACCUCCUUGCCUUGGUUGCUCCUCGGGGACAUCAAUGUUAUCCUCCAACCGGAGGAGAGAAUUAAAGGGGAGAGAGUCACUAACCGGGACCCCAUGGACCUUUUGGAAGUUUGCAGCGCCUUGGGAUUUUCGGACAUCCCCUCAAGCGGUUUCUACUACACUUGGUCCAACAAUCAUGUUUGGUCGAAACUUGAUAGAGCAAUGGUGGACACUCAAUGGGAGAAUGCCGGCCUAUUCUCGCAU